AACACUGUACCAACAAGAGGAAAUAGAGAGAGAUCGGACUUGGAGAAUCCCAACCGACACUUGCCCUUCAUGGCCUCGUCUCUCCUUAUCCUGUUCUUAGUUCUCAUUUCAAUCACUUCACACGCUGCCGGCGAGAUCCGGUACUCGGAGAUCCGAUUCGAUGGUCGGCCCAUAAUUCCCUUCGACGAAUUCGGGUUCACCCACCGUGGCCAGCUUGAGCUCAACCUCACUCAAAUCUCCCUCUCCGGACCCGACCCGUCAACCCUUGACCUCUCCAAAGUUGGGUUCUUUCUAUGCACUCGUGAUUCGUGGAUCAACGUGCUGCAGCAAAUCGAGGAUGCGGAGAUUACGUGCGCCCUUCAAUCGGAAUCGAUUAAGAAAAUUUUCGUAUUCAAUCAACUGCCUAAACCUACUUCCGCGAGCUUUAACCUGCUGUACUCGGAAUCAAAUGCCGAUCAGUACACCCUUGUGUUCGCUAAUUGCCUUCCGCAAGUUAAAGUGUCAAUGAAUGUACGGUCUGUGAUGUACAACUUGGAGAAUGGAAAGUCCAACCGACGGGAUUAUUUGUCAGCGGGAAAGACUCUUUUGCCCCGGGUUUACUUCGUAUUCUUCUUAAUGUAUUUUGCUCUUACUGCUGUUUGGAUUUAUGUUCUAUACAAGAAGAGAUUGACUGUUUUUAGAAUUCACUUCUUUAUGCUUGCGGUGCUGAUCUUGAAAGCAUUGAACUUGUUGUGUGAAGCGGAAGAUAAGUCGUAUAUUAAGCGAACUGGGUCAGCCCAUGGGUGGGAUGUGUUGUUUUACAUAUUCAGUUUUCUAAAGGGUAUUACACUGUUUACUUUGAUUGUUUUGAUUGGGACUGGAUGGUCGAUUUUGAAGCCUUAUUUGCAAGAUAAGGAAAAGAAAGUUUUGAUGAUAGUGAUUCCAUUACAAGUUGUUGCUAAUAUUGCACAGGUUGUGAUUGAUGAGACUGGGCCAUAUGGUCAAGAUUGGAUGACAUGGAAACAGGUGUUUUUGCUUGUCGAUGUAGUUUGUUGUUGUGCAGUGCUUUUCCCAAUUGUUUGGUCGAUUAAGAACUUGCGUGAGGCUGCAAGGACGGACGGGAAGGCUGCUGUAAAUUUGAUGAAGUUAACUUUGUUUAGGCAUUACUACAUUGUGGUGAUAUGCUACAUUUACUUUACACGUGUUGUGGUUUAUGCACUGGAGACUAUCACAUCUUAUAAAUAUCUUUGGACCAGCGUGGUGGCAGGGGAGUUGGCAACAUUGGCUUUCUAUGUGUUCACUGGUUACAAGUUCAAGCCUGAGCAGCACAAUCCCUAUCUUGCUAUUGAUGAUGAAGAAGAGGAGGCUGCAGCUGAGCAAUUGAAGCUAGAAGAUGAAUUUGAGUUGUGAGUUGCCAAUGUGGGUGUAUAUCAGUGUUGCAGCAUCAAAUUGGAGAAGAUGAGGCCUAUCAUGAAGCCUAUCUUUAUUGAUAACAAGCUAGGUGCAUGAUAUAAGUAUUGUCAUAUUGAUUGGAUGAAUCUCAUGGAGUCUGAAACGCACUGCGAGUUGUAUCUUGUUGUGUGCCCCAUUAUAUACUUCACUAACAUCGAUAUAUAUUCCCAACUCUUUCGUCCUGCUACCAGCGUUGAGUGCCAUUGGGAACUUUUCAUGAUUCUGGAGAUAUUUGUCUUUCGUUUGUGAGUUGGCUUAGGAUGAUACGCGACACCGAGAAAAUAUGCAUCGUCUAGCAUGUGAUUUUGAGUUAAUGCAUUUAGGUUGAUUCUUUGCUAUGCGUUGUAAUAAAUUACUGUAUUUUUUGUCAUUCUGUACCUUGUUAUGUACACAAAUUGGCAAUCAUUUUCUGAAAUUAAUUCUAGCAGACAAAAUUUCCUGCCCACAACGAGCAGGAGUUAUAAUA
Molecule: messenger RNA, 1897 nt
Organism: Olea europaea var. sylvestris
Lineage: Eukaryota; Viridiplantae; Streptophyta; Magnoliopsida; Lamiales; Oleaceae
Product: protein GPR107-like
Exons: 3
Coding region: 70-1389 (439 amino acids)
Biological process (GO): transport
Cellular component (GO): Golgi apparatus; membrane
Source: RefSeq, a predicted model, not a curated record